CGGCCCGUCUUUUCGACAAGAACACAUACACCUGCGUCUCGCGGCCGGCACGCAGCCCAUCCCCGUAGCAUCGACGACAAUGCUCUCAUGAUUUCUUCGCCAUGUCUUCGCCUAUCGCCUCGAGAACGCUAGAGCAAGCACCGCCCCCAGCUACGCUGAACACCCGCCGCUCCUUCACCCUCCCUAGCCGGCCAUCGAGCCGGCCGAGGACGGCUCCAGCAUCCUCCAAUAGCGCCGAUGGCAUUGAGACCCUAUUCACUCACUCGUGCACCAAGAUUGUUUCUUUCAUCGCCUCCAGCCCGCGAGGACAGUCCUCUGUCUCGGGGCGGCUGAGCGACAUCGGCACAGACACCCCUGGCUCAAUACCAUGGAGAUCCUACGCAGAGCGCACGCUCGCAGUUGGUGUCCUGCGGAUAUAUCGGGUAACAUCCUCGAAUGUCUCCUUCCUCAACUCCGGGAGCCUGCUCCACACCAUUUUCCCAAGAUCACAGUGUUGGUGUGUUGAUGGGGCAUCCAAGUUUGUGUUGCGGAUUCGGCAGGACUCGUACUACCGCAUUGAAUUAGCAUUCGAGUCCGAAGAAGAUAAGGAGAAGGUCGAGGAAUUCAAAGCUGUUUUAGACCAGGUCUUGCAGUAUGAGAAGACGCGUUCUCCCUUCAAAAUAGGGCUUGAGGCUGAACUACCCGACCUCCCUGAACGCCCUGAACGCUCUGAACGACCGAAGACGCCGCCCCGCCGGAUGCCGAAGAAGACCCCAGAGAGGGCUAAGAAGUGGCUGUUUGAUAAGACAUGGGUGCCUGAGGAUGGUCCAAGGCCUUCCCCUUCUGUGCUGGAAGGUUCAGACUCUUCAUACGAAGAAGAUGAUCGCUCAAGCAUCAGCACUGCAGUAUCAGAGUCGCCCGCACAAAUGUCAGAUAUCCCCCCACGAAGACAGAUACGGACCCCUUCCGUCUCAGAAAGAGCAAAGAUGUUCCAAGGCUUGCGAUCAGUGACGAUGCCAUCAGGCUUGGUUCGGUCACCGUCGUCCUAUUCCGCAUCUGCAUCUGCAUACCCCCAAACCCUGAGAAUCUCGCGAACCUACCCUGGGGCAGAAGAGAAGAGUGACAAGCCCAGCCCGCCUGUAGAUACAGGCAGCCUGAUGUCUAGCACCGAUUCAUUCUAUUCUUUCGACACUACUGUUCCAGGGACCCCCUCACCUCCAUAUCUAGACGCUGAACCCGGGUUUGAGCAUAACCCCUGGGUCGAAGAGCGUGAACAUGCAGUCGAAGAGCCUCGAGGCCGCGAUCGUCAUCGCCGCCAGAUAUCUGAGGCUACCGUGAGACCCAUCUCAUCGGGAAAUGUAGAGGGACAGGUUCCGCACACACCGACAAUCGACCUUCAUCCAUCAUCGGCAUUAGCAACCCCACCACUGUCCCCUGACUCGGAUGACAGUGUGGAGCCGGCAUACUUGGAUGUACCCACCCCGCCGGAUACGAUCAGGCUGAAGAGGCUUACGGGGGCAUCACAGCGGCGCGCCUUUUCCCCGAUGCCCCAUCCACAGAACCUCUUCUGCCCGCCUUCACCGGGCCCAAGGCAACAAUUCACGGCAGCCUUGGUUCGCAAAACAUGCGAGCUUAUCUUCGGCCCUCCGUCGCAUUUGGUCACGCUGAUGCUCCGGAUUGCCGCGAAGAUCUCCCAGGGAGCCUUUGGGUGGAAUACUUACCGGGUGCGUCACACGGGUGAGAAGAUACCGUGCUCGUGGGAAUCAAGCGAUGAGGACGAGUGGGAGGAAGAUGAUUACGGCAUUCCACUUAGAAAUCUUGAGGGUUCGACUAUUAGGAGGAGAGAGCGGGGAUGGUCCUCCACAGAAGUCGAUUGAGGGCAUGAUUUUCAUUGCAUAUCUGUGAUACCAGGGACAUUGCAUGUACCACGAAGGACACGUUGGAGUUUGUUUACUAUUUUCUACGUCGCCGGCGUUGAUAUACCCGACGGAACUCUACAGUUCGGGUAGAACUUUUUUAGUUCUGGAAUGAUAAAUGAAGUCAC
Messenger RNA from Lindgomyces ingoldianus, 2023 nucleotides. RefSeq lists its product as uncharacterized. Bases 102 to 1856 code for a protein of 584 amino acids. NCBI's taxonomy places the organism in Eukaryota, Fungi, Ascomycota, Dothideomycetes, Pleosporales, Lindgomycetaceae. The transcript has 2 exons. Gene Ontology annotation, biological process: peroxisome inheritance. Gene Ontology annotation, cellular component: extrinsic component of intraperoxisomal membrane. The record is from RefSeq and is a predicted model, not a curated record.